Molecule: messenger RNA, 684 nt
Organism: Zingiber officinale
Lineage: Eukaryota; Viridiplantae; Streptophyta; Magnoliopsida; Zingiberales; Zingiberaceae
Product: ubiquitin-60S ribosomal protein L40
Exons: 5
Coding region: 62-448 (128 amino acids)
Biological process (GO): modification-dependent protein catabolic process; translation; protein ubiquitination
Cellular component (GO): cytoplasm; nucleus; ribosome
Molecular function (GO): ubiquitin protein ligase binding; structural constituent of ribosome; protein tag activity
Source: RefSeq, a predicted model, not a curated record
CGAAGGCUAGGGCUUUCGUUGGCGGUGGCGAAGACGAUCGCGAUCGAGGAAAGCCGGCGCGAUGCAGAUCUUCGUGAAGACCCUCACGGGCAAGACCAUCACUCUAGAGGUCGAGAGCAGCGACACCAUCGACAAUGUCAAGGCCAAGAUCCAAGACAAGGAAGGGAUCCCGCCGGACCAGCAGAGGCUGAUCUUUGCUGGUAAGCAGCUCGAGGACGGGCGGACCCUCGCUGACUACAACAUCCAGAAAGAGUCUACACUGCAUCUUGUACUGAGGCUGAGGGGUGGAAUCAUUGAGCCUUCUCUCAUGGCACUUGCUAGGAAGUACAACCAAGAGAAGAUGAUCUGCAGAAAGUGUUAUGCACGUCUGCAUCCAAGGGCAGUCAAUUGCCGGAAAAAGAAGUGUGGCCACAGCAAUCAGUUGAGGCCAAAGAAGAAGAUCAAGUAAACUACUUGGUUGAUUUUUAUCUGGAUCCAAGAGGCUUUAGAAGAACACCUGCAAUAUAUUGGAUUUUGACUGUUCUGUAGUAGACAAGUAGCAAUACUCUGAGGAUCUUAAAUCUUAAUGACUUGUUGGAUGUUUCCUCAAAUAUUUCUUUUCACUGUUUUUUGUAUUUUUCUAAAUGAGAUUUGACUGCUUCAGUAAUGAUAAUUUUAUGCUCGAGUGUUGCUAUUUGAUCAUAA